Molecule: messenger RNA, 3154 nt
Organism: Coccinella septempunctata (seven-spotted ladybird)
Lineage: Eukaryota; Metazoa; Arthropoda; Insecta; Coleoptera; Coccinellidae
Gene: tkv
Product: bone morphogenetic protein receptor type-1B
Exons: 4
Coding region: 431-1954 (507 amino acids)
Biological process (GO): cellular response to growth factor stimulus; dorsal/ventral pattern formation; BMP signaling pathway
Cellular component (GO): plasma membrane; signaling receptor complex
Molecular function (GO): transforming growth factor beta receptor activity, type I; SMAD binding; ATP binding
Source: RefSeq, a predicted model, not a curated record
CAAUGGGGCCCCUCUGUCCCUCUCGCCCGUCCGCUUUUUUCACAGCCGCCGCCGAUUCUAACCUAUAACAACCUGCGGACCCCGCUCACGGACCAGUCUCGUUCCUGCGUCCGAACGCGGAGCACGUCCGAACGCCGAGCGACCUGAUGAUGCGCAACUAGCCCGAGAUCACGCGAAAUGUUCGAACCGCGACCGGCAAGUUACGUUCACGUCGAAGCGAGGAGUUUCGCACGUUUUGAUCUGUUGUUAUUCAACUAGGUGAUGUGUCUUUGACAGAAUUCUCUUCUGAAUUCCGGAUUGUUGUGAUUCAGUUCGAGUGUUUUCCUUGGGACGCCCCGUAUGCGAAGAUGAGUCCGUCCAGGAGGAGAAACAGGACCAUGAGGGCGAAGAAACACAGCGGUGAGUAAAGGACCAAAAUUCUUUAUGGAAAAUGACACACCGCAAAAGAUUCUCUUUGCGUAGACGAAAGAACAAGUUUGUGAAAAGCUGCUACUGCGAGGGCCACUGUCCAAAUGGCGAGGCGAACGGUACCUGCGAGAUCAGGCCCGGAGGCAUGUGUUUCGCCUCUGUCGAGGCCGCAAUCGACGAUGAUGGUUACGAGUACCCCGUGUGGAGUUAUGGCUGUUUUCCAGCGGACGAAGGUGGUCUCAUGCAGUGCAAGGGCCACCUGGUGCCCCACAUGGAGCCGAAGAACAUCCAAUGCUGCGACGACUCCAACGGAUGCAACCGCAACCUCAAGCCCUUCUACCCCGAGAGGCCGACCACAGAAACCCCCUCUUUCAACCAGUUCAACAACCUCCCCUACAUAGUCCUCCUGACAUCAGUAACAGUAUGCCUAACGCUCUUCCUGCUGGUCAUCGCCGUCAUAUACAAGAGGUACAACAAGAAAGACUUCCAAAGAAAACACAACCUAUGCCCGAAGAACUACCCCGUCAAAUAUCCGAACAUGGAGGUGCACGGUCCCCUAUCCAACCUCCUGGACCAGUCAAGCGGUUCCGGCUCCGGUCUUCCCAUACUGGUGCAGAGGACGAUAGCCAAGCAGAUCCAGAUGGUCCAGAGCGUCGGCAAAGGGAGGUACGGCGAGGUCUGGCUGGCCAAUUGGAGGGGAGAACAGGUCGCCGUCAAGGUGUUCUUCACCACCGAGGAACAAUCGUGGUUCAGGGAGACGGAGAUCUACCAGACGGUGCUCAUGAGACACGAGAACAUCCUGGGAUUCAUCGCGGCCGACAUCAAGGGUACCGGAUCGUGGACCCAGAUGUUGCUGAUAACGGACUACCACGAACAUGGGUCUUUGUACGAUUACCUCCAAACCCACGUGCUGGAUCCCAAUGCCCUCCAUCUGAUGGCCACCAGUAUAGCCAGUGGGCUUUCGCACUUGCAUACCGAGAUAUUCGGUACCAGAGGCAAGCCUGCCAUCGCCCACCGCGACAUAAAGAGCAAGAACAUAUUGGUCAAGAGGAACGGAGAAUGUUGCAUCGCUGAUUUCGGCUUAGCCGUCAAAUACCUCAGCGAUACCAACGAAAUCGACAUCCCCCCUAACAUCCGGAGCGGUACCAGGAGGUACAUGGCCCCGGAGAUCCUGGAUAGAUCCAUAAACGUCAAGAGUUUCGACGCCCACAAGAUGGCCGACAUGUACGCCUUCGGUCUGGUGCUCUGGGAGAUGUCCAGGAGAUGCGUGACCGGAGACAAGAUAACAGCAGCCGACGAAUACUGCGUGCCAUACUACGAUUCUGUGCCUAGUGACCCGGACUUCGACGACAUGCUGGACGUGGUCUGCGUCAAGAAGAUAAGGCCCAAGAUACCCCUCCGUUGGGAGUCAGACGAGGUCCUGUCGACCCUUUCCAAAGUUAUGCAAGAGUGCUGGCACGCGAACCCCGCCGUCCGAUUGACGGCUCUAAGAGUGAAAAAGACUCUGUGUAAACUCGAUACCGAUACUAGUAUAAAGAUUGUCUAGCCGUUGUAGUGUAUCAUAAGAGCUGUACAAAUAACUAUUAGGUUUGUUUCGCGGGGUUGAGCCAAGUGAGACAUUUUAUUAUGUUUUUAUCCUCUACGAGGAUUUUUUGUUGAUAUUCGUAAUUUUAUUUGUUGAUUCUUUGCCAAAUACCACUCACUCUCCACAGUUUCAAUAACAACCGACUUUUCAUGUUGUUUCAUAGUACCUGUUUGAUACAGAGAAAAUCUGGUGUUUCUUUCGUUCUUUUUCCGUGAGAAUUAUUAAGAAAUGGAUAUUUUCGAUGCUUGAAAGAGUUUUUUGUACAGUUUCUUGCAUAAUUGUAAAUACUCCAUAUUAAAAUUGUACAUAAUUGUCCAUAGAAUACUAGUAACAUGAAGAGAUCAAGUACCUAUUAUCCACACGAGUCAAAUCGACAAUAUUUAUAAUACAAACUACCAAGUAACGGCAGACUCAAAUGGCACAAUAAUCUAUGAUUAUCCGUUUUUCCCAUCAACUCAAUCAGAUCUUUCUAAAACGUGCAUGAAAAAUAUUCAUUUUGUGAUGCCAUAGUUAUUUUAUUCCUAUUUCAGUGCCAUCUUCAACCUUCAAAUUGUUGUGCCCGAAAAAUAGUCAAACAAAUCAACUGAAAACUGAACAGUAUCAGUCUAAAAUAAAUGUUUGGUGCUCUUUGACAAUCUUGAAUUAAGAUUGAGAAAAAAAUCAGAAUUAAAGAAGAUUUUUGCCAGUAUUCACCCUAUCGAUAAAGUACGAAUUAUGAACAAAACAAUUUAGUAGUCGUUUAGGUCCAGUUUUUUAGGUUAUCUUCUGGCAAAUUCUAUUCAGUAGUACAUACAACACUUGUUGAUACCGCACUUUUUAAAUCUUCCAAUUUUAAGUUCGAACUUGCUCAAUUUUUGUUUGCCGUAAAAAUAGGAUUAUCUUUUUCAGUUGACAAGUCGUUUUGUUAAGCAAGAAAUGUUUUUUCCUUGUAGUUCUCAUUUUCGUUGUUGAAUAGGCCGAGUGACUGUUAGAAUGUGCAUUUAUGUUUGUAUAUAUUAUUAAAUCGAGACCUUUUAUAAUCUAACUGGAUGUGAAAUGAAGUUUGUUAAUGUGGAUGGAUGUAUGUUAACUGAGGUAACAUAAAUUGCAAGACUGAUAUUAUUUUGAGUGUUUAUGUUUUGUGUACAAAAAAUUAACAUGUAAUAAAAUUAGUUUUUAGAA